This is a messenger RNA of Trypanosoma theileri, 1821 nucleotides long. RefSeq lists its product as uncharacterized. Gene Ontology annotation, biological process: cilium assembly. The record is from RefSeq and is a predicted model, not a curated record. Gene Ontology annotation, cellular component: centriolar satellite. Bases 1 to 1821 code for a protein of 606 amino acids. NCBI's taxonomy places the organism in Eukaryota, Euglenozoa, Kinetoplastea, Trypanosomatida, Trypanosomatidae. The transcript has a single exon.
AUGUCGUUGGCGAGUCCUGCGGCCCGUCAGCGGCGCCUGUCGUCGUCGCCGGCCACAACGUCGAGUCUCACGGAUGAUGCCACAAGUGUUACGGAUGGAAGUGGCGGCACCCCGUCAGUACUCGUCGGUCUGCCGAGUUCCUCGCGUGAUUUGCUGCAGCGGAUUGAGCGGCAGAAGGAUGAGAUUCGAAUUCUGCAGGAGGAGAACACACGACUGCGGGGACGAGAGGUGGAGGUGUCGGCACUCACACUUCGUCUGCAGCAGCAGUUCGCCGCCACGCAGUCGCAGGUGGAUCGUCUCAAGUCGCAAAUACGAAUGGAGUUGAUGAACCCCGUGACGGAGGAGGAGUAUCAUGCGAUUGACUCGUUAGAAGAGGGAAAGCGGGAUCUCCUCGAUACGGUGAGGCUUGGUAUCUAUCAACAGCUGGGAACGAUGCGGGCCUCAAAGGAUACAGCAGUGAAACGGGCAACAGAACUGGCAACGGAAACGGCACGUCUCACCGGUGAAAACAAGGAAUUGCAACAGCGAUUGAAAGAAUUAGAGGCUGUUGUGGAGGCGGAGAGGCAAUCGUUUCGUCGUCAACUACAAGAAGCAGAACAGCGCGGCAGUACGGUUGUGGAGUUAGAAGGCAAAUCACGUGAUUUGGAAGCCAGACUGCGUAACGCUUAUAUGGAUCAGGAACAGUUUCUUACCGCAAAAUUAACUGCUUCUAUAAAAACGGAAGAGGCCACGCGGCUUUCGGUUCGGUUGCGUGAGGCGGAAAUGGAAGCAGAGCGGUACAAGACGAGUGCAGAAUGCUCGGAACAAAAAUUAGACAUAUUAAAAUCGGAAUAUUAUGAAUUAAAAUUAAAAAACAGUCAACGUGUGAUGGAACUUGAGGCAUGUCUUAAAGCAGCAGAAGAGAAGCUUAAGACACUUUCAGAUCUUGAGUUGGAAUCAGAGUUAUUUAUAUCGAACUUGGCGCAGCAGAGUGAUGGGCAGAUCUCACUUGCUGCUCCUGUGGCUGUGACGAAUGCAGUCAGUGGUGGUCCUGGUGGCUCACAAACUGCACCUACAUCUGUGAACGCUUUAAACAAUUAUGAGAGUUGGUUAGCCUUGCCGCGAUCACGCAAACUCGCACAUACUUUAACGGUAACGAAACGAUGUCUACAGCUAGAGAACCGUGUGACAGCAUUGCAGCAUGAUAUUGAGUUUAAAGAUAAGCAAAUCGCACGUCUGCAAGCAUCACUAGAAAUGGCACGUGAGGCUUUGAAUAAUUCUAAUAGUCCCUUUGCCAUUGUGGAACGCACGGUAGAAAAACUGAAUGCAGAAAAUGAAGACCUUAACAAUAGAGUAGUAGUUCUCUCAGAGGAAAAUGCAGUGCUUCGGCAACGAUUAGAACAGCGUACAGCUGAUGUACAGGUACUGUGCCGUCAUCGUAAAGAACUUUUACGUAUUCAACGAGUAUUACGACGACUUGGUUUGGAGGGACAAGUAGCAGAACCAAUUUCCUUGAUGCCUUCAUCAGUUACUCAACAGCAACAACAGCAGCAGCAACAACAACAACAGCAGCAGCCAAUGCCACAACGACAACGAACAACAGAAGAUUUAGUGGAUCAGUUUUCCGGCGGUAUUCGUUUUCUUGCAUCUCGACGAGAUCAUCCGAUUGAUUCACCACGAACGGAGACUCAACAGCGUACAAAUGAUUCGCUACGAACGACAAGAGACUCUGAGAUGCCAGCGGCAUCAGCAGAAGAACGUCAACAGCAGCACCGCUCAUCGGAAGAAGAGCCCACAUCUAGUGGUGUAUUUAUACCACGAGCCAUUCAGAUUAGCUCGUGA